GCGAGCCGCGGCGGCAUGUGGAGGCCGGGGGCGGCCGGCGCCCUCCGCGCCGCGCGGCGGGCGGGAGCGGCGAGGGGAGGCGGCGGCGCGGAGGGCGCCCUGCUGGCCGGGGCAGCCGCCGCCGGGCGCGGCCGCACGGAAUUUCAAUAUGCUUCAGAGGUGAAGAGCAAGACUGUCCAGUUCAUUAAUUUAAGAAAUGCAGGAACUUUGAAUGACCCAAGCUCUUUAGAUGAGACCACUUACGAAAAACUGGCUGAAGAAACACUGGACUCUUUAGCAGAUUUCUUUGAGGACCUUACAGAUAAGCCUUUUACCCCAGAAGAUUAUGAUGUCUCUUUAGGGAGUGGAGUUUUAACAGUUAAAUUAGGUGGAGACAUGGGAACGUAUGUAAUCAAUAAGCAAACACCAAACCGGCAGAUUUGGCUGUCCUCACCCACUAGUGGGCCUAAGCGCUAUGACUGGACUGGACGGAACUGGGUGUACUCUCAUGACAGAGUAUCCCUUCAUGAACUACUAUCAAAAGAAUUUUCAACAGCAUUAAAAACUAAAUUGGAUUUGUCCUCCUUAAUAUAUUCUGGAAAAGAAGAUACAUGAUUCUAUUAAUGGAAGUUUGAAGACUUUAACCACAAGCCAAACCCUUCCUUGGUUUCUGGAGUACCUGAUCAUAAUUCUGUUGCUGUUCUUGACAUCACUAUGUUGUGCAACAAAAAAGAAAACAAUAUAUUUUUCUUUAGUGCUCA
Messenger RNA from Apus apus (common swift), 740 nucleotides. RefSeq names its product frataxin (gene FXN). NCBI's taxonomy places the organism in Eukaryota, Metazoa, Chordata, Aves, Apodiformes, Apodidae. Gene Ontology annotation, cellular component: mitochondrion. The transcript is spliced from 5 exons. Gene Ontology annotation, biological process: intracellular iron ion homeostasis; iron incorporation into metallo-sulfur cluster. Gene Ontology annotation, molecular function: ferric iron binding; 2 iron, 2 sulfur cluster binding; iron chaperone activity. The record is from RefSeq and is a predicted model, not a curated record. The coding region runs from base 16 to 594 and encodes 192 amino acids.